This is a messenger RNA of Chanos chanos (milkfish), 1914 nucleotides long. RefSeq names its product EF-hand and coiled-coil domain-containing protein 1. The record is from RefSeq and is a predicted model, not a curated record. Lineage: Eukaryota; Metazoa; Chordata; Actinopteri; Gonorynchiformes; Chanidae. Bases 1 to 1914 code for a protein of 637 amino acids. The transcript has 8 exons.
AUGUUAAGUUGGAGAUCGUCGACAGUUCGUCAGCCAUCGAUUCGCCCUGCGCGUAAAAGUGAGUGGCUCCGAUGCGCUUUGGCUCAUCAUUACAAUCCGGAUCUUGGCGUGGAAAACGAGAUUGUUGUCCUUGCGACGGGUGUCGACCAAUAUUUACAGGAAAUAUUUCAUCACCUUGCCUUUUACAAUUCUAAUGACUUUGUCUCCCAAGAGGAUUUCAAACUUUUAUGUCAGGUAUUAGGUUUCUCUAGCACUCGUGAGUCGGAUGUGGAUAAAAGAGAAGAGAAUCAGGAGUAUGACAUUUGCUCCGCGCUUCCCCGCGAGCUGAACUUCAAAGAAUUUCACGCACGACUUUGUGGAUAUUUCAACCUCAAGGUACAGAAUGGAAAGACGACCACACGUCUCCCGGUCUCGGAGGAAACAGAACACAUCGAGCGCGAGAUUAAGCUUCGAUGGCCGAGGAUACGAAGGAGAAAGUGUGUCAGUUUUGACCUGUCCAUGGAUCAUACGCGCAAGAAGCCACAGCCUAAAUCUGUCAACAUGUCAAAAGUGGAUAAUCUGUCGACCUGUGCAUUGGAAUGCGCUCAGGAGACAGGUGACAAGUCAUGGAAGGAACAACUAGAGCUGGAAAAUGCUAGCCUGCGGGAGCUGGUGGAGGACCUACGAUCAGCUCUUCAGGGGAGUGAUGCUCGGUGCAUGGCUCUGGAGGUGGCCCUGCGUAAAGAACGUGGAGGACUGUCAGACAAGGUCAGAGCAGUAGCCUCUGAGAGCGAAGGCACUGUAGGAGUUGGGGAAACCAAAUCGAGGAGGCCUAACCUCACCGACUGGGAGACAAAGAGGGGAACCAAAGACCUGCUCCGGGAACUGCAGCUGAUUCGUGACUCACGUGACGGACAGCUGGAGGAAGCUCUGAGGUUCAACCAGAGGCUUGAAGAAGAACUUAGGGCAGCAUAUAGGGAGACCAGCAGGCUGGAGGAAGUGAUGGCUAGGCUGAGGAAAGAAAACGUUCUGAUUAAGAGGAAGGCGGAGGAAGCGAGAGGGGCUUUGGCUGCUGGGCUGGAGCGGGUCAGGACCAUUCAAGACCAGGCCAAGCAAAUCACUCCUCUCCAGGACAAAAUCCAUAAGCUAGAGACUGAGCUAGAGAGGUUCAGAUUGCACUGCACCUGCAGAAUAUUGGGUGAGAGCAAAACAGAACCUCCAGUGAUGCCCAGUGAGCCCACUACCUGCAUCUUCUCCACAGGACGAGAUGAGGUCCUCAUUAGGGGAGAAGAAGGCCUGCAGAGGGCGGUAGAGGGUCGUGCAGCCUCUGACGAAGAGGAGGAGGAGCGGGGGAGGGAGACAGGGCAAUGCUGCCUCCUGGAGGUGAAACGUUUGAUCAACAGGCCACAUAACUGUGUGAAAGGAUGUCAAAGCACAACUGCCCAUCAUUUGCUUACUGCUCAGAACUGUUCUCCUGAUGCUGACCUGAGGGGUCUCUCUGGACAAAAAGACACAAGGACAUGGAAUGGAAGGCAUCACACGCAUUUGGAGCAAAAAGAAAGUGAGUCUGAGAAGGCUUUGCAACUAAAGCAAGGAAAGGUGGACCUGUUGAAAGUGGAGGUUCAGAUGGUGGAGAUGGAGAGGGAGCGUCUGUCUUUGCUGGAGGAAAAACUCAAAGAUGCUUUGGAGCUGCUGCUGCAGCUCCAUCACAAGAAAUUUGCGCAUUGGGCCUUGGGCAAGAUUCUGAUGGACACACUGGACGAAUGCUGCGGCAAAGGUCUAGAGCCUACCCGUGUCCUGCAGGUCGUAGAUGUUCUCUGUCAGCAGCUUCUCUCCACUGAGCGUGUGGAUACAGGCAGUGAAGUGGGAGAGAUGUCACAGCGAAGGGUGACCUUGGAAAACAGGGGCUGUAUUAAACCCUUAGUCAUCUGCUGA